AUCGUCUUUUUCUUCCGUCCGGCGCCGGCCGCCCUUUGGACCCCGCGGCAGCUUCUUCCCGUCGGGUGAAUGAGAGGUGGCCGAGCGGUGCCUGACGCUGGACUGAGCGCCAGCCAUGUCGAGGAGCACCGGCUCGGAGAGCGGGCGGCCCGGCGGGUCCCUGCUGCCCCGUGGGACGAGCCCCGGCAUCUCGCUCGCGCGGGACGCGGAGCCGAGAGCUGCCGCUCCAUUGCCGCCGCCUCCGCUUCCCCUGCAGCCUCCCUUUGGCCCCGGGGAAGGCAGCCCCGCGCCGCCCGAGCUCAAGCCGGUCCGUCGGUUCAUCCCGGACUCGUGGAAGAACUUCUUCAGAGGGAGACGCCACAACGACUCCAGCUGGGACAGCACGGCCUCUGACAUCAGGUACGUCUCGGACGGGGUCAGGUGCUCCCCGCCGGCCUCUCCUGCCUGUCUGCCGCCGGAGCGUAAGUCGGUGCCCGGCUCCUACAAGGAUCCGUACGGAGGGUCGGGCGGGAGCUACACGUCGCGGAAGGAGGCCGAAGCCAUGCUUCCCGCGGAGCCCUUCGAGUCGCUGGAGCGCCGCACCGGACAGACAUACAGCGAGCGGGUGGAGGCCUACCACCAGCGGUACGCCUACAUGAAGUCCUGGGCCGGCUUGCUCAGAAUCCUCUGCGUGGCCGAGCUGCUGCUGGGUGCCGCUGUUUUCGCCUGUGUCACGGCCUAUGUGCACAAGGACAACGAGUGGUACAACAUGUUCGGGUACUCGCAGCCCUACGGCUACGCGGCUGGCAGCACCUACGGAGGCUACUCCUAUGGCGGACCCAAAACGCCCUUUGUGCUGGUGGCGGCUGGAAUGUCGUGGGUAGUCACGGUAGUGCUGCUGGUGCUGGGCAUGUCCAUGUACUACCGAACUAUUCUCCUCGAUUCCAACUGGUGGCCUCUGACCGAGUUCGGAAUUAACUUGGUCCUGUUCUUUCUGUACAUGUCAGCUGCCAUAGUGUACGUAAAUGAUACCAACAGAGGUGGGCUCUGCUAUUACCAGCUGUUUAAGACGCCGAUAAAUGCGUCUUUUUGCCGUGUAGAGGGAGGUCAGACAGCAGCAAUUGUCUUCUUGUUUGUCACGGUAAUCAUCUAUCUAAUUAGUGCGGUGGUUUCUCUGAAGUUAUGGAGGCAUGAAGGAGCUAGAAGGCACAGGGAAUUAAUGGAACAGGAGCUGAAAACACAGUCCCCUUUUCCAGAAAAGAAGUAUGAAAGUGAUGACAGACCAAGAGAAGAGGUCAAUUACAGGCAGCUUAAAUCAGUAGAAAGAAAACCAGAACUACUUAAUGGUCAUAUACCUGCAGGCCACAUUCCUAAACCUAUAGUGAUGCCGGACUACUUAGCGAAAUACCCAGCCAUUCAAACAAAUGAAAUGCGAGACAGGUACAAAGCAGUAUUCAAUGAUCAGUUUGCUGAGUAUAAAGAGCUGUCGGUGGAAGUUCAUGCUGUAUUGAAAAAAUUUGAUGAGCUGGAUGUCUUGCUGAGACAGCUUCCUCACCAUCCUGAAAGCAUACAUGAACAGGAAAGGAUAUCAAAAGUUCUGCAAGAAUACAAGAAGAAGAAAAAUGAUCCUGCAUUUCUGGAGAAAAAGGAGCGUUGUGAAUACCUAAAGAAUAAGCUUUCUCACAUAAAACAACGAAUUCAGGACUAUGAUAAAGUUAUUAAUUGGAGUGUAGAAACUUAGCUAUGCUUUCAUUUUGUGGCGGUUAUUUUCUAUGCUUUAAAUCGAUAUGUGUAUUUUAAACUAUUUAUUUGCUUUCAGAACAAUUGCGGGGAUUACGUAAUCACUGUGUUGCUUAUCUGGAUGUUGUACAUUGUUGGUAGGUUUUGUAUGCAGACCCAGUUUUAAAUUAAUGUAGUGAAGUUAUCUGAUGAGUUUAGAAAACCUGUGAUAACAUUUUGUUCUUACCAGACAGUACAAAGCCUGGCCUCUUAAGUAUGAAUGCUUUGAUUGAAAAUACUGUACUUGCAAACUUGCAAAGCCCAUUGGAGAAGGCAGUUCUAAGUAUCAUGUCGAAAGUGUGCACAGAGAUGCUGUUAACAAUUUAAAAUUCUAUUUAUAGGUGACAUCUUAAUGAUAGCAAAACUUAUUGCACUGUUCUUUUCUGCAGGGGUUUAGUGGAGCGCUUAAUCAUGCGCUUAAUCAUGCUGAAUAAUUUCGGCAAGUCAAAAAUCAGUUUAGUAAGACUUUGUAUUGUGUUUCCAAAUGCUUUGCUGUAUGUCACAAAUCAUCUGGAAUUUUGCCCAAGAGGUGCAAGAUCACUUCCUACUUACGGGGUGGGGUGGGUGAAAGGGGUAGCUUGUGUUGGGGUUUUGUUGGU
Molecule: messenger RNA, 2357 nt
Organism: Pezoporus occidentalis (night parrot)
Lineage: Eukaryota; Metazoa; Chordata; Aves; Psittaciformes; Psittacidae
Gene: MARVELD2
Product: MARVEL domain containing 2
Exons: 6
Coding region: 116-1720 (534 amino acids)
Biological process (GO): bicellular tight junction assembly
Cellular component (GO): apical plasma membrane; cytoplasmic vesicle; bicellular tight junction
Source: RefSeq, a predicted model, not a curated record